Ipomoea nil (Japanese morning glory) is the source of this 1793-nucleotide messenger RNA. RefSeq names its product trans-cinnamate 4-monooxygenase-like. The record is from RefSeq and is a predicted model, not a curated record. Gene Ontology annotation, biological process: lignin metabolic process. NCBI's taxonomy places the organism in Eukaryota, Viridiplantae, Streptophyta, Magnoliopsida, Solanales, Convolvulaceae. The coding region runs from base 95 to 1612 and encodes 505 amino acids. The transcript has 3 exons. Gene Ontology annotation, molecular function: iron ion binding; trans-cinnamate 4-monooxygenase activity; heme binding.
GUUUCUAUAAAUAAAUUCCCCAUUCUCUUCUCUUUCCCUCACUUCAAUCCCUCUAAUUCUCCCACCCACCUUACCUUUUUCUGCUUCCUUCAACAUGGAUCUUCUCCUCUUAGAGAAGACCCUUCUUGGCCUCUUCUUCGCCAUUCUUGUCGCCAUUGUUGUUUCCAAGCUGCGUGGCAAGAAGUACAAGCUGCCGCCGGGUCCUCUCCCGGUGCCGGUGUUCGGGAACUGGCUCCAGGUCGGGGAUGACCUGAACCACCGGAAUCUGACCGAUUACGCCAAGAAGUUCGGCGACAUUUUCCUUCUUAGGAUGGGGCAGAGGAAUCUUGUGGUGGUGUCGUCGCCGGAGCUGGCCAAGGAGGUGCUCCACACGCAAGGGGUGGAGUUCGGGUCCCGGACCCGGAACGUGGUGUUCGAUAUCUUCACCGGGGAAGGGCAGGACAUGGUGUUCACCGUCUACGGCGACCACUGGCGGAAGAUGCGGCGGAUCAUGACGGUGCCGUUCUUCACCAACAAGGUGGUGCAGCAGUACCGGCGGGGGUGGGAGGAGGAGAUCGCCUGCGUGGUGGAGGAGGUGAAGAACAACCCGGAGGCGGCCACCGCCGGGAUUGUGCUCCGCCGCCGCUUGCAGCUCAUGAUGUACAACAACCUCUUCAGGAUCAUGUUUGACCGGCGGUUCGAGAGCGAGGAGGACCCCAUGUUUAUGAAGCUCAGAGCUUUGAAUGGGGAGAGGAGUAGGCUGGCCCAGAGCUUUGAUUACAACUAUGGCGAUUUCAUCCCCAUUUUGAGGCCUUUCCUCCGUGGCUACUUGAAGAUCUGCAAGGAGGUUAAGGAGAGGAGAUUGCAGCUAUUCAAGGACCACUUUGUUGAGGAGAGAAAGAAGCUUUCAAGCACAAAGGGCAUGGACAACAACAGUCUGAAAUGUGCCAUAGAUCACAUUCUUGAAGCCCAGCAAAAGGGAGAGAUCAAUGAGGAUAAUGUCCUCUACAUUGUUGAGAACAUUAAUGUUGCUGCAAUUGAAACAACACUGUGGUCGAUCGAGUGGGGCAUUGCAGAACUGGUUAACAACCCGGGGGUCCAGAAGAAGCUUCGCGACGAGAUUGAUGCAGUUCUGGGACCGGGAGCUCAGCUAACCGAGCCAGACACCCACAAACUCCCAUACCUUCAGGCCGUGAUCAAAGAAACACUUCGUCUCAGAAUGGCGAUUCCUCUGCUGGUCCCCCACAUGAACCUCCACGACGCCAAGCUGGGAGGGUACGACAUCCCUGCCGAGAGCAAAAUCUUGGUGAACGCCUGGUGGCUAGCGAACAACCCCUCGACGUGGAAGAACCCGGAGGAGUUCCGCCCCGAGAGGUUCUUCGAAGAGGAGAAGCACGUGGAGGCGAAUGGAAACGACUUCAGAUUCCUCCCGUUUGGCGUUGGUAGGAGGAGCUGCCCCGGGAUCAUCCUCGCAUUGCCAAUCCUCGGGAUCGUGCUGGGGCGCCUGGUUCAAAACUUUGAACUCUUGCCCCCUCCAGGGCACUCCAAGGUGGACACCACAGAAAAGGGGGGCCAGUUCAGUCUCCACAUCUUGAAGCACUCCACCAUUGUCAUGAAGCCAAGGUGUUUUUAAUUAACACUUGUGUUCGAUCUAUUACUUUAAUUUUUAUGAGGUUGUGAAGGAAUUUGUUUUGUUACAUGAUGAUGAUGAUUGGAUUGGAUUUUCACCUAGCUUCUUCUACUUUUAUUUAUUUAUAAAAUAACAAUAUCAGUUCAAUAAGACGUGAAAUCCAUGGAAUAUCUAUUCAUCAUUA